Exophiala viscosa is the source of this 387-nucleotide messenger RNA. RefSeq names its product hydroxyisourate hydrolase. Gene Ontology annotation, biological process: purine nucleobase metabolic process. The record is from RefSeq and is a predicted model, not a curated record. Gene Ontology annotation, molecular function: hydroxyisourate hydrolase activity. The transcript has a single exon. NCBI's taxonomy places the organism in Eukaryota, Fungi, Ascomycota, Eurotiomycetes, Chaetothyriales, Herpotrichiellaceae. Bases 1 to 387 code for a protein of 128 amino acids.
AUGUCUUCUCCCAUAACCUGCCACGUCCUCAACACCCUCUCCGGCACACCGGCGGCCGGUCUCAAAGCCACACUGACCUUGUUAUCAACAACCUCCUCAUCACCUACACGGUUCCACGCCCUUACCAAUGGCGAUGGCCGUGUGACGCAGUGGGAGCCGAACUCGUCUACGGCACCCACACUGGCGCAGGUCAUGCAGGGGUUCUCGGAUGGUGAACGCAUACCGUGGAGCAUCACGUUCGACGUUGGCCCGUGGUAUGAAGACGACGGUGUGGAAAGCUUCUGGCCAGAGGUCGAGGUCAAAUUCUACGUCAAGAAAGGCGAACGACACUACCAUGUGCCCGUCUUGGUUGGCCCAUGGACAUACACAACAUAUCGUGGAUCUUGA